Budorcas taxicolor (takin) is the source of this 3405-nucleotide messenger RNA. RefSeq lists its product as uncharacterized. NCBI's taxonomy places the organism in Eukaryota, Metazoa, Chordata, Mammalia, Artiodactyla, Bovidae. The transcript has 21 exons. The record is from RefSeq and is a predicted model, not a curated record. The coding region runs from base 1 to 3405 and encodes 1134 amino acids.
AUGUUUUUGCUAAUCAAUGUUGUUCUCACCUUGUGGCUUUCCUGUGCUCAUGGGCAAGUGAAACCUUGUGAUUUUCCAGUAAUAAAACAUGGAAGGUUAUAUUAUGCAUUUAAAGGAUACUUUCCAGCAAGUGUUGGUCAACAGUUUUCCUAUCGCUGUAAUCGGUAUUUUGUGACUCCUUCACAAAGUCCCUGGGAUUACAUGACUUGCACCCUGAAAGGAUGGUCCCCAGAAGUGCCCUGCCUCAGACAAUGUACUUUCAAUUAUUUGGAAAAUGGAUAUUACACAAAUUCCCAAGAAAAGUAUUUACAAGGUAAAACUGUAAGAGUCCGCUGCCAUGAUGGCUAUAGUCUUCACAAUAAUCAGAACACAAUGACUUGCACAGAGAAGGGCUGGUACCCUCCUCCAAUAUGCGUCCGCGUCGAGUCACACUUGAGGAGCUGCUCAACAACCAAACAACACAACUGGAAUACCUGCAUGAACGUGCCUUUGAGAAUGUCUAACAUGCUGUUACUACUCAAUGUCAUCCUCACCCUGUGGGUUUGCUGUGCUCAUGGGCAAGGAAGAAUGUGUGAUUUUCCAGAAAUAAAACAUGGAAGCAUAUAUAAUGAAAAUAGAUAUAAAAAAUUCUUCCCAGCUGAUGUAGGGAAAUAUUUCUACUACACCUGUGAACACAGCUUCGUGACUCCUUCACAAUCACUCUGGACUCGAAUAAACUGUACAGAGGAAGGAUGGUCCCCAACACCAAAGUGCCUCAGACAGUGCUUUUUCCCUUGGGUGGAAAAUGGUCAAUCUACAUCUUCAGGACAAACGCACCGGGAAGGUGACAUCGUUCACAUUGUGUGUAAUGCUGGCUACAGCCUCCCAAACGGUCAGAGCAGCAUUGCAUGCAGAGAAAGUGGCUGGUCCUCCCCUCCUGAAUGCCGUCGUGUCUAUCCUCAAGGAAGAUGUGGGCCUCCUCCACCAAUAGACAAUGGAGACACUGUCUCACUCCCAUUACCGCAAUAUCCUCCAGAAUCAGCUGUUGAGUACAAGUGCCAGGCCUACUAUGUACUUCAGGGAGACAAACACAUAGUGUGUCGGAAUGGAGAGUGGUCAGAACCACCAAAGUGCUUAGAUGCAUGUGUAAUUUCAGAAGAAAUGAUGCAACAACACAACAUACAGUUAAAAUGGAGACAAGAUAGAAAACUUUAUACUAGAACAGAUGACAAUAUUGAAUUUACGUGUAAACAUGGAUAUCGCCCAACGACACCAAAGCAUACAUUUCGAACAACCUGUCACGAAGGAAAAGUGGUGUAUCCUCAUUGUGAACGAAACAUUGAUGACUUUGGGAAAGCCCCUAAAACUGGGGGCUGGCUGCCAGUUUUGGCUGGCAGAACCAACCUUAUGAUCAAAGGAUCAGAACAUUCAGUCUUAUCUCCUAACCUCCAGUCUCCUCCUGUCUUUAGAGGCAGCGCGGGCAGCAGGGAUAGCAAGAGGAGCCGAACCGCCGGUGCCCCUCCUGGCCUCGCCACUCCCAGCUGGCUGGACGCCGGCCUCGCUCUUCUGGAAAGCGCCGCGCCAAGUUUAAAUAAGGUGCCGUCUCCUCAUUGGCUGGCGCUGCUGCUCGUUGAUUGGCUCCGCGCGAAGGAGGGCGGUACCGGGCGCGCCCAUUGGUGGAGGAGGAAAUUUUUAACUGGUCGAUGCCCCUGCGCCAUUAGCUCCUCUUUGCAGUUUGAGAGUCUCUUGCCCGGGCUAUCUUCCUGGGACUCGGUGAUCCGAGGAGAAGGGGCGAAUUCUCUCUCGAUCCCCGCAGCUCCUCGAGGGGACGCGGUGCGCGUUCCUUCGGAGGCCGCUCGGAGCAUCCCGUCGGACCCGGAGGCCUUGCUCGCAGACAAGGCAGCUUCUCCUCCAGAUCAGCAGGGGGACAGAGCCUCUCGGGAGGAAGGGCCUCGCCACACUGCGUUGCGAAGAAGAAAUCGGUGUCCUCCUCCGCCUCUGCCUCUGAACUCCAACCUUCAAACGUGCUCAACCACCUACCGGCACGGAGAAACAGUUCGUGUAGAGUGUGGACUUAACUUCGCCAGGCAGGGGGCAGGGGAGAUACGCUGCGAAAACGGGAAAUGGACGGAGCCUCCCAAAUGCGUUGAGGACAAGCAGAGGAUGACCUGUGAGGCCCCGCCGUCGGUGGGGAAUGGCGCGGCAAACCCGCCCUCCGAGGUUUAUCACAGCGGGGAUAAGGUGGCCGUAACUGGCAUGUUGCUUUUAACUCAUGUCCUUCUAAUCUUAUGGAUUUCUACUGUGGGGGGACAAGGUAAACAUUGUGAUUUUCCAAAAAUAAACCAUGGAAUUCUGUAUGAUGAAAAGAAAUACAAGGCAUCUUUCCCAGUUUCUCUUGGGAAAAUUUUCUAUUAUUCCUGUGAAUAUAAUUUUAUGUCUCCUUCAAAACACUUUUGGACUCCCAUAACAUGCACAGAGGGCGGAUGGUCACCGAUUCCAAAGUGUCUCAGAGUGUGUUUCUUUCCUUUUGUGGAAAACGGUCAAUCUGCAUCUUCGGGACAAACAUACCUGGAAGGCGCCACUGUGCAAAUUACCUGCAAUAAGGGCUACAGCCUCCCGGAUAACAAGGGCAGCAUUACCUGUGCUGAAGGGGGCUGGUCCUCCCCCCCUGAAUGCAUCUCCACCAAAAAAUGUUUAAAAACAGAUAUUGUAGUUGCCAAUGGGUUUUUUUCUGAGUCAGAAUAUGCUUAUUCUGUAAAUAAAGAAACGCAAUAUAAGUGUAAACCAGGAUACAUGACAGCAGAUGGGAAAACAUCAGGGACAGUUCAAUGUUUGCAAGGUGGAUGGUCAAGUCAACCCACUUGUAUUAAGUCCUGUGAUAGGCCAGUAUUAGUGAAUGCCAGAGUCAAGAGUGAUGUCACAUGGUUUCAGCUCAAUGACAGGCUGAACUACGAAUGCCACGCUGGCUAUGAAAACCAAGAUGGACGCACCACAGACUCCAUAGUGUGUGGUGAAGACGGCUGGUCCCAUUUGCCCACAUGCCGUGAGUCUGCACAAUAUUGUGGGCCGCCUCCGCCUAUUGACAAUGGAGACAUCACCUCCUUCCCCUUAUCAGCAUACUCUCCAGGGUCAGUGGUCCAGUACCGCUGCCAAUCUUUCUAUGAGCUCCGGGGAAACCUGACUGUGACGUGCAGAAAUGGACAGUGGUCAGAACCACCCACAUGCAUUGAUGCAUGUAUCAUAUCUGAAGAUAGAAUGAACAAAAAUAACAUACAGUUAAAACGGAGAAACCCCCCAAGCAGAUAUGCUAAAACAGGGGAUUUCAUUGAAUUUGAGUGUAAAAGUUCACAUAAAGAGAGAACACCCAUACAAUCAUUCCGAGUCCUCUGUCAGGAAGGGAAGUUUGAAUAUCCCACAUGUGAAUGA